GUUUAUUAAUUUAUUUAUUUUCUAAUAUUCUUGAUUUUUCUACUUUUGUUUUAUGCUAUUAUAAAAGUGCUGAAAACCACAUUAGGUUGAGAAUAGGGUACAAAUUAUUAAAAAAUAUUGAAAAUGGGUAAAAUUGUGUACGGGAUCAUAUUGGUGGUGGGUUUGGCACUGGUUAUCGCCGGGGCUGUAGUGCUGGGAAUUAUGCCCGGAAUUAUUAAAGACAAAAUAAAAGAGGAAGUGCCCAUAACUGAAGGCAGUGACGCGUAUGACCGGUGGCAGAAGACCCCGGUGCCCCUAUACAUGGCGUUCAGGUUUUUCACAAUAAAAUAUACAAACUUUACUUCUCUGGAAGAUCUUCAGUUCCAAGAGAAGGGUCCGUAUGUUUACAAAGAGGAGAGAAGUAAAGUGAACGUCAAUUUCACGGAUGACGGCAAUCAGGCCUCGUAUUACGAACACAAAGUCUAUUCGUUUAGCGAAGAGAAGUCGUGUAAAGGGUGUAAAGAAAGUGACAACAUCACUUUCAUUAACUUCCCAAUCUUGGGCGAAAUAUUGAAUGAGGAAGAGUGGACAGUAUAUACUGGCAAAAAGGACAUUGCUCAAUUGGGACAAAUUACAUCGUUUGAUCAUAAAACUUCCCUAACAAAUGACGAUAAAAAUCAAUCAGUCGUUUGGAAAAAGGAUAAAAAAGCCGAGACAUGCAAUAAACUGAAGGGAACCGAUGGGUCCAUAUUCGCACCCGACCUCACCAAAGAUGAUAUAGUCUAUGCAUUUGAACCACAACUGUGCAGAACCGUUUACUUCAAGUACUGGAAAGAGACUUCGGUGCAAGACAUCGACACGUAUAGGUUUCGAGUGCCCAAGGACUAUUUCGAGAACCCCAAUAUCAAUGACAAGAACACGUGUUAUUGUCUGUAUGAUGACAUGAAGAAGCAAUGCAGGCACAGUGGUUUGCUCGACAUAUCCCACUGUCAGCGACGAUCAUUAGGCGGACCCAUCAUCAUGUCGUCCCCCUAUUGGAACAACGGUGACGACAGUCUACUCAACCAAUUCAAAGUGCCGAUUGUAUCGCCACAAGAGCGCAACGAUGAUAAUUAUGGCACUAUUCUCGACAUCGAACCGAUGACGGGAACCACUCUGAGGGCGUACAGAAGAAUGCAAAUGAAUCUAAAAUUGUCGGGAAGUGAUGCUUAUAAAGACUAUAUGCCGCAAUUAGCCAAAACUGAUAAGAAUAAGGAUUAUAUUAUACCCGCCUUUUGGGUCGAAGAGACGGCUGAGGCUGAUGAGGAUCAGGCGGAUAAGUGGAAAUCAAUGGUGGGGACGCCUAAAAAGGUUGCAAAUGGUGUGUCCAUUGCGGCGUGUGUUGUGGGGGCUCUCAUGACAAUCGCUGCCAUUUACCUGUUUAUCAGAAACCGAUGAAAAACUAUUUAUUAGUUUAUUUAAUAGAAGUUUUUAAAGUAUUAUUCAUCACUUCAUUGUUUCACUUAAUUAAAGUAUCAUGGCAUUUGUACAAUUAUUACUUAUAUU
Oppiella nova is the source of this 1524-nucleotide messenger RNA. NCBI's taxonomy places the organism in Eukaryota, Metazoa, Arthropoda, Arachnida, Sarcoptiformes, Oppiidae. The record is from the annotation of a GenBank genome assembly.